This is a messenger RNA of Sinocyclocheilus anshuiensis, 2286 nucleotides long. Its product is annotated as complement C1r-A subcomponent-like. Gene Ontology annotation, molecular function: serine-type endopeptidase activity; calcium ion binding. Gene Ontology annotation, cellular component: extracellular region; blood microparticle. Gene Ontology annotation, biological process: complement activation; zymogen activation. The transcript has 11 exons. Bases 155 to 2212 code for a protein of 685 amino acids. The record is from RefSeq and is a predicted model, not a curated record. Lineage: Eukaryota; Metazoa; Chordata; Actinopteri; Cypriniformes; Cyprinidae.
CUUCUGCCAUAGCCAAAUCAAACAAGUUUACCAUUUUUGAUGACUUUUAGACUCUUGUUCGCUCAUAUGUGAUUGUUCACCACAUUAUCACAAGAAAACUUCAUGACUGCAUAAACAGUUUAGUCAAACGGCUACUGACAUCUGCGUACUUGUUAUGGAUGGAAUACAUCUAAUAAUUUGCCUGCUGUGGGCAUGUGUGAAUGUGUGUGAGUGUGAGCCAGCCAUGUUUGGGGAGGUGUCUUCUCCACAGUACCCUCAACCAUAUCCAGCAAACUUCCAGGAACAAUGGGACCUGGAGGUGCCUCAAGGCUACCAGAUCCAGCUAACGUUCAAUCACCUGGACAUUGAGCCCUCUCCAGACUGUUAUUACGAUUCGGUCUCGGUUGUGUCUGAUAAUAAGGUUCUAGGGAAGUUUUGUGGCCAGAAUUCCAUAGACAGGUUUCACCCGGGUGACAAGCCCAUCUUGGCUCCUCGUAACCGUCUGCAGCUGGUUUUUCUAACAGAUAACUCAAAUCACGAGUCACACUUGGGAUUCACCGCAUUCUAUCAGGCUGUUGACAUAGAUGAGUGUUCCUCUUCCAGUGUGGAAAACGCACCAUGUUCACAGAUAUGCCUCAACACUCUUGGCUCCUACCUGUGUGCCUGUCACCAUGGUUACAUGUUACGGCCCGACCAACGCACCUGUGUCUUGGAGUGUGGAGGUGGGGUGCACAGUGAAUUAGAGGGGACCAUCUCGAGUCCUGGGUUCCCAGACAUGUCCCCUCUUGAUCUGGACUGCGUCUACACCAUCUCUGUGCAGCCAGGCUUCAUGAUCACUCUCAACUUCAGCCAGAACUUCCACAUAGAGCAGGUCUACAAUCAAGGACAGACAUGCCUCUUCCAUUGGCUGCAAGUGUCUGUCCAAGGAAAAAAGCCCCAAAAGUACUGUGGCGGAAAAAGCCCCGAAGUCCUGAACACAGGCGCUCACUUUGUCCAGCUGGAGUAUCACACUGACAGAUAUGGACAGAGUCAGGGGUGGAGCUUACAUUACACCACACAGAGGGUACAGUGUCCACAUCCAGGCAUUAUCGGCAAUGGAACAGUCACACCAAAUUUUGCCCAGUACUUGUACAGAGACUACAUUCAUGUGCGCUGUAAGCCAGGAUACAAGCUCAUGAUGGGAGAGAAGGAGAUUUCAAGUUUUAAGUCCAUAUGUCAGAGUAAUGGAAAAUGGCAUUUGACACUGCCAGAGUGCAAGAUUAUUGACUGUGGAGCUCCAAAGCUGCUGUUGAAUGGAGACUUUCAGUUUAUCAGUGGAGAAAACAAUGAAUAUCUUUCGGUCAUAGAGUAUCACUGCAAUGAGCCAUACUACAGAUUUAAGGAUACUGCCAAAGUAACAUACAGGUGUGCAGUUGAAAGAAAAUGGACAGAAGUCAACAACAAUGAUAUUAUUCCACCUUGUUAUCCUGAGUGUGGAAUGAACACAGAAGUCAGUGUUGGUGGCAGAGUCUUUGGUGGGAUGCCAGCCAGACCAGGACAGAUUCCCUGGCAGCUUCUCCAUAAGACUCAUACCAGAGGUGGUGCAUCUCUGAUCAGUGAUUACUGGGCUCUUACAGCUGCUCAUGUGGUAGAUGGACUUGAAAACAUUAACAUGACUUGGCUUGGUGGAAUAACUAAAGCUAGGAACCAAAACCCAGUCAUUAUGGAGGCAGAGAAGAUUAUAAUUCACCCAAAUUAUCAGAGGGUUUCUUUCAGGGGUCAUCAAACAAACUAUGAUAAUGAUAUUGCACUGAUCAAAAUGUCUGCUAGAGUGCCUCUCGGUCCAAACAUCAGGCCAGUGUGUCUGCCAAACAAAACACAUGAAUCUGUAAUGGAGGGUACAAUGGGAACAGUAUCAGGCUUUGGAGGGUUUAAAGAGGGCUUAACAAGUGAAAUUUUACGUUAUGGGCAUAUUCGGGAAUAUUCUUCUAAGCAGUGUGUUUUCGAGGACCUGCCUGUCACUGAUAACAUGUUCUGUGCUGGAGAUGAUGUUGAGCAUGUUGACAGUUGUCAAGGUGACAGUGGGGGUCCUCUGUUCUUCCCCAUGUUGGGUCAUGGAACUAAAGAGCAGCGCUACGAGGUGAGGGGCAUUGUGUCAUGGGGUCCUGUAAGAUGUGGUCAAGUUUCUAAAGCUUACUACACUAAAGUGCAGAACUACCUGGGCUGGAUUGAAGAAACAAUGGCAAAUAAUUAACAUCCGCUGUGCAAGAUGAUUUUGUCCCCUGUAAGACAUAAAAAAAAUCUAAUAAAAAAUGAACCUCUCGCUGA